CCGGUAAACCAACUCGAGGUAAACACAGUGUUAACCCAUUACUUGAUCUCGGACCUCUGCACUAGGCGGCAUACUAUUGACAGAAACAUAAAGGGACCUACAAAAUCAAUGCAAUCCGUUUCAUUAACUAAAUAUCAUGUAGUUUAAAGACUGUGUAUAAAAGACAUUAGAAGGUUAAGUCAGCCUACUUCUAAAACUAAUAGAGUUGGCCGCUUUCAAUGAGGACAUUGAUUUCUUGAAAACAUUCAACAGGCACACACCUUCAAGCAGUAACGAUAAUUAGUAGGAGUUGCGGCAAAAAGCGAUUUCACCAUAUUGAAACCUAGCAUUCUGGGAAACAAGUCAUAAACCAAAAAGGUUUGGAGCACGCCAAAUCAUUCAGUUGUCUCUACUUACUCAAAGAAGAUUGUGUUGAAUGGAUACAUUAGCAUCUAGCUAGCUGCAAGACAUGCUCAAUACAGAGUUUGAAAAGAAAACAGAACCACGAGACGUUCAAUGAUCUUCGAUUCCAAGUAAAGAACACCCACCGAAGCUUUCAUGGAACAUGCUAUUUGUAUACAACUUGAUCAAGCCAGUCUGUGUGGCUAGCACCAAACAAAUAUCAUGAAAUGACAGACACGAGAGAAAGAAAUAAGAACUCCCUAACAUUAAAAUAGUUAUGACUGCGGGAGAUUCAUCUGGUCAAAACAGAAUGUAUGAAGAAAUAUCCACAAAGACUACGACCUCUCUUCAGUUCGGUAAGACUAAGGAAUCCCGUUCUGAAAACCAAGAGGAGCAUUCCGACAAAGAAAGACGUUCGACAAGUCCAGAUGUCCAAGCUAACAUGAAUGACGACCAUAUGUUUGAUAUUUACCUUGAAGACAAGACACGUGGGAGCUUGGAAGGUGAAGACUCUAGUUUUGUUAGCACCGAUCAAGAAGAAGACGAUGAAGAAGGAGAAGAUGGUAAAACUGUCAACACUGACACCUCUGGCACUACUGUCCAAAGAGAAGACACAGAUCUGUCCAAUGAAAUGUUCCCUCAGCUUUCUAUUGAUGAUGUCCUUCAGAAACUGAACGAUGUGCAAGUCACGGAAGAAUCAGAGUUCUUAGAAGACAUACAAAACACGGACUCAGAGGAUUUAGAAAAGCUGCAAUAUCUGAACAGAUCUAAUCUUGUGGUAAGACGACUUCUCGCCAACAACAGAUUAACGGCUAGAGAAGUCAAGAACACGACCAUCGAUCCGGAUAUCAAGUCCGUAGUCAGUGAAUUUCUAAAAACAAAUGUAGUAGGAAACUUUAUUAUAUCCAGGGUACUUCGAGAGAACUAUGCUACAUUCUACAGUUGGCUGUCAACUCACUUACAGUGUGAGCGUAACUCAUGGGCAGUUCGACUGAAACAAACAUUAGAACAAUACGAGUCAUUGAGAAGAGACAAUAUAGUAAACCAAGACAUCAUCAUGGACUCGGCACACAAAGUUGAUCGAAUGGUGCGUUUCUGUUGCCAGUCCAAGGUGUGCGAUUUCAAACUUAAAAACGCAGACGAAGACUCUCCAGUCUACAGCACAUUUCCUUCUCUUCAACCUUUGCCAGAUGUAACGAAAAAGAAUGUAUUUAGCAAAAAAGCCAAUGGAAUAGUGUCACAGACUUCAUUAGUUCAACAAAACAAAAAGUCAAUUGUUGGAUCAAGUUUAGAAGCUAGUAGCACAAUGAACAGUAGAUCUGUUGGGAAUCAUGGCCAAACUAGUUUUCAUUUGACAACGUUUAAUUCCAGUGACAGUAGUUGUACUUCCGAAAAUAGUAAUUGUGCAAACAAUUUAGUAAACAGCCAGAAAAAGGUAGACAUGCAUUUAAACAUUUCAGGUCAACAAAAAGAAAGCAAAAAAUAUGAACACUUGAAAAGCACACCAUAUUCUCCAUUAGAUAAUGAAAUCAAUGGUGGUACAUCACAACAGCCUAUGUUUGAGGAUGAAGACACUAAGGACUGGAAAGAGAUUCUUUGUAGCAGCAUUCAACAGUUGGGGCAAAUAUGCGAAAGUUUUGUAUCCGAGAGACAAGAAUGUUUCACUUAUUUAGGCGCUAAAACAAAAACAAGUUUAAAUGAUGCUAUGUCCGCAUUUGUGAUGAAGCGACACACUAGCGGACAGAGCAAAAAGAGAGAGAUAGAACAAAGGCUUUGCGUCUUAGAGAAGGAAAACAAAGCCCUUAUAGAAGAAAUGACAACAUUACAGAGCACGCUGCGAGACAAACAAAAAGACGCUCUAAAUCUCCAGACACAGCUGGACAGGUUAGAAGACAUGCUAAGUAGUGCUACUUGUGCUAAACUCAAUAAAUGUGUCGGAACAGACAACACAGAACAACCAGUCAACAAUGGAAUUAGUAAGCAGAUUGAAAAAGUCAACCAAACGCCUUAUAGGUAUAAAAUGAUUUUAAGAAACAGCCCUACACAAAAGGGAUAUAAAGAAAAGGGCAUUUUAAACAACGGAAGAAAAGAAUCGAGAGAUGUUGAGCACACAAAUACUCACGCAUUGACUACACCCACGAGUUUUACUGAGACGCCAUCCAGUGAAGAUAACUCGAAUAAUAGACACAUCAAGUAUGUUAGAGAAAAGUCAAUUAUAGAGAUAUCGGAAGAGAAACUCAACGUUCUAAAGCAAAGGGCACAAAAACUAGAACAUUCUCUGCACGACGCUAUCACUAGCAUGACUCUGAUACACAAAGAACAAUCGGAUUGCGACACUUCGUCAGGCAGUGUAUUAAAUGUUACAGGCUUCAAUAGCAACCGAAACAAUGCAAAUAAACCAUUGGCAAAAUCACAACAUAAGAAAGGCGCAGCACCGAGACUUGCUGUGAUAAGGCGGCCAGCGUCACAAGGGAGGAGUCAGUCUGAAACUCUUCUAGUAUCUGAGCCCACCAGUUUUCUCACGGGAAGAUCACUUGCCUUAACUUCACAAAACACGGACAGAUCACUGGCCCAGUCUUGUCUUACGGUGAUGGUAGACAAGAAUAAGUCCGAUAUACAGACCAAAAAAGACUACGAGCAUUACAUUGCUGCCAAGUCUAACAGUGAGCACAGCACGAGCAAAGCUGCAAAGGUCAAAGUGAUAUCACGACACAGAGCUGCUGGGAACGCCAUGGUUUCCAAAUGUCUGAGGUGUCAGAAACUGUUUUAUGCCAUGGACAACCACAAACUGGCUUGCUUCUAUCACACCAAAGAAAAGGAACGCAUAGAGCACUAUGACCAGACAGGGAAACUACUGAGAGUGACUCAAGCCUGGAUGUGUUGUCAUCAGCCUCAAGAGAUUGAAGGCUGUUGUUACGGUCAACAUAUUUGACGAUAUUGAAGACACAAAACUUUGUAUUUAUUUCAUUAUAAAUAUUAUAUUUUUGCUAUCUAGAUCUAAAUGGUAUUAAAUUUUAUAUUAUCGUAUAUAAAAUAUAUUGGACAUGCUAAAUUAUUCAUAGCAGUAUCGAGUUAAUAAUUUUUUUAGUUUUACUAAUAAACUGCA
Messenger RNA from Biomphalaria glabrata, 3487 nucleotides. RefSeq lists its product as uncharacterized. Lineage: Eukaryota; Metazoa; Mollusca; Gastropoda; Planorbidae. The record is from RefSeq and is a predicted model, not a curated record. The transcript has 4 exons. Bases 659 to 3313 code for a protein of 884 amino acids.